Messenger RNA from Gilbertella persicaria, 1810 nucleotides. RefSeq names its product Aldehyde/histidinol dehydrogenase. Gene Ontology annotation, cellular component: cytoplasm. Gene Ontology annotation, molecular function: aldehyde dehydrogenase (NAD+) activity. The transcript is spliced from 8 exons. NCBI's taxonomy places the organism in Eukaryota, Fungi, Mucoromycota, Mucoromycetes, Mucorales, Choanephoraceae. Gene Ontology annotation, biological process: aldehyde metabolic process. The record is from RefSeq and is a predicted model, not a curated record. Bases 165 to 1685 code for a protein of 506 amino acids.
GAAAAUGUAACCACUGCCCAAUUCAGUAAAGUCGUGUCCUACAACAUAUAUAUAUCAUCUUUUGAUUCAUUUUACAUGAUGCGCCGCCUAAAUCCAUCCUAGAUCACAAAAAAAAGAGAAUAAAAAGAGCCCUUUUCUUUUCAGAAAUAAAAAUAAACUUGACCAUGUCUGCUUAUACUCCUGUUGAACAAAUUCCUGUUAUUGUUAAAAACUUGCGCGAUCAAUUUGACACAGGUUUAACCAAGGACCUCGAGUUUCGUAAGCAACAAUUAGCCAAUUUGAGUCGUUUCUGUGAAGAACAGAAAAAGACACUGUGUGAUGCUCUUUGGAAGGAUCUGCGUAAACAUGAAAUGGAGUGUGACGUGGGUGAAAUUUCCUCUAUUAUUGCUGAGUGUGCUUUUAUGAUCAAGAACUUGGAUAGUUUUGCUAAACCUACCUAUACCAACAAGCGUUUCUUGAUGAAUGCUGCUGACAAGACAUUUAUCAGAAAAGAAGCAAAAGGUGUUGUUCUUGUGAUUGGUGCAUGGAACUAUCCUGUUAACUUAUUACUGAUGCCUGUGGUGGGUGCUAUUGCAGCUGGUAACUGUAUUGCCAUCAAGCCUUCUGAAGUCUCUCAACAUACGGCUGAAGUUAUGGCUACAGUCUUGCCCAAGUAUUUAGAUCCCCGCGCCUAUCAUGUGAUCACAGGCGGUGUACCUGAAACAACUGUCGUUUUAGAAAAUCGCUUUGAUCAUAUCUUUUAUACGGGUAAUGGUGAAGUAGGUACUAUUGUUAUGACAGCUGCUGCUAAACACUUGACACCUGUCACACUUGAAUUGGGUGGUAAAUCUCCUGCUUUUGUGACUGAAGAUGCUGAUGUGAACAUUACGGCCCAUCGUCUUUUAUGGGGCAAAUACUUUAAUAACGGCCAAACUUGUGUUGCACCCGAUUACAUCCUUUGUGCUAAAAGUAAAUUAGAACCACUUUUGGAAGCUUUCCGAAAGACAGUGGUUGAAUUCUAUGGUACUACACCUCAAAAAUCAAAUUCAUAUGGUCGUAUUGUCAGCACACGUCAGUUUGAUCGCUUAAAGGGUAUGUUAGAUGCCUGUGAUCCCAGUACAGUGGUUAUUGGUGGUGAUACAGAUCGUGAUGAUCUCUUUAUUGCACCCACUGUCGUCAGUCCUGUGGAUCCUUACAACCAUCCCUUAAUGAAACAAGAGAUUUUUGGUCCUAUUCUCCCCAUUGUGCCUGUCGAAGACAUGGAUGAAGCCAUUCGUAUCGUGAACUCAAAACCUCAACCUUUGGCUCUCUAUGUCUUUGCUGGUGCUAAAUACAACUAUAACAAAAUUUUGGACCGUACUUCUUCUGGUGGUGUUCUUAUCAAUGAUAUCUUGAUGCAUCUUCAAGAACUUUCUUUGCCUUUUGGUGGUGUUGGUCCCUCUGGUAUGGGUAAUUACCAUGGUGAAAAGUCCUUUGAGACCUUCACACAUUACAGAUCCACCAUGGUCAAGGAUUUAAUGUCUGAAUCUGUGGUUGCCUGUCGAUACCCUCCUUACAACCAAGACAAGAAAAAUAUCUUGGGUGUCCUGGUCUAUGGUUUACCCCCUAAUCUGGGUAGCAAAUUCUCCGCGAUUUCAAAUGUCUGUGGUUCAUUUUAUAAAUUCCUUUUCAAGAAGCCCAAGGCUGAUCUCGAAAGCAAGCUUUAAUGUGUUUAUUUAAAUAAAACUUGAUAAUGUACCUGUGAAAGCCAUGGAAGAAGCAAUGAAAAUCAAACCAUAAUUUAAGAGUUUGGUCUGAAAAGACAUGGUGUCACCAAAUAAGCGUAGGUUAC